Heteronotia binoei (common prickly gecko) is the source of this 1397-nucleotide messenger RNA. RefSeq lists its product as uncharacterized. NCBI's taxonomy places the organism in Eukaryota, Metazoa, Chordata, Lepidosauria, Squamata, Gekkonidae. The record is from RefSeq and is a predicted model, not a curated record. The transcript is spliced from 2 exons. Bases 3 to 1397 code for a protein of 464 amino acids.
AGAUGUCAUCCGGCGGUGGGUGGAACCAAUGCUAUGCCUGCUGUCCUGAAUCCACGGUGACCAUACAGCCACCACCCUUCGUCCUGACCAUCCCUGGACCUGCACUCCAUUGCCCUGACCAAGUGUUCCACAUUGAACAACACAACCCAUGCGCGGGUGUCGGCGGCGGAUAUGGUGGCCUGGGAGGCGGUCUUGGUGGUGGCCAUGCCCUGGGGGGUAGUGGAGGGUUGAGCAUUGGUAGCGGUAUGGGGAGUGGCGGCGGUGGCCGUGGUAUGGGAAGUCUAGGUGGCCUUGGUAGUGGCAGUCUGGGUGGCAGAGGAGGUGGAUUUGGAGGUGGUAGCAUGAGUGGUGGUGGCAUGAGCGGUGGUGGCAUGAGCGGUGGUGGCAUGAGCGGUAGUGGCAUGAGCGGUGGUGGCAUGAGCGGUGGUGGCAUGAGCGGUGGUGGCAUGAGCGGUAGUGGCAUGAGCGGUGGUGGCAUGAGCGGUGGUGGCAUGAGCGGUAGUGGCAUGAGCGGAGGUGGCAUGAGCGGUGGUGGCAUGAGCGGUGGUGGCAUGAGCGGUGGUGGCAUGAGCGGUGGUGGCAUGAGCGGUAGUGGCAUGAGCGGUGGUGGCAUGAGCGGUGGUGGCAUGAGCGGUAGUGGCAUGAGCGGUGGUGGCAUGAGCGGUGGUGGCAUGAGCGGUAGUGGCAUGAGCGGUGGUGGCAUGAGCGGUGGUAGCAUGAGUGGUGGUGGCAUGAGUGGUGGUGGCAUGAGAGGUGGUGGUAUGAGCGGUGGUAGUAUGACUGGUGGUGUCAUGAGUGGUGGUGGCAUGACCGGUAGUAGUUCUGGUAGACGUGGGUCAUCUGGCUCAGCUGGCAGCUUAAGUCGUGGUGGUAUGAGCAGUGGUGGAUCACCAGGAGGUAUGGGCGGUAGCAGUGGUAGGCGUGGCUCAGCUGGAUCAGCCGGAUCAGGUGGCAGCUUAAGCGGUGGUAUGGGAGGUGGUAGUGGUACAUCAGGAGGCAUGGGUGGCAGUUUUGGAGGUGGCAGCGCAGGAGACCAUUUGGGUGGAAGUGGAUCAGGAGGCACUUUUGGCGGCAGAGGUUCUGGAGGAAUGAACUCCGGUGGCAGAAGAUUCAGUGGAUCUUCAUCUGGUGGAUUCGGCGGCCGACGUUACGGCGGCAGCUUAUCUGGGGGCAGAAGAUACAGUAGCAGCAGUGGAUUCGGAGGAUAUGGCGGAGGAGGACAUGGUGGGAUCAUUUAUGGUGGCGGCGGAUACGGUGGCAGCGGAUACGGCAGCUGCGGAUACGGAAGCGGUGGGCUCGGCGGCAGAAGAUACGGUGGCUUCUGUGGUGGAGGCUACCCGAGUGUCGACGCCGAAAUGGCGCUGCUGCCGUACGGCGCCUCAUACUACUAUUUUUGA